CGAAAGAGUUCAGGUUCUGCACGUUCAUGCGAUGUGAAGAGAUAGAUACACUUAUGAACUGAGUGGGGAUGUGUUGAGACAAGAUAGUCGUUAAAAGAGAGAAUGGACCUGGAUACUUGUGGUGCGGCUCCGGAAUUGGAUAAUCAGUGAUUAGUCAGCAUCUAGGCUUCAUAUUCCUGUGGUGGCCGCCGAGGAGACCGGAGUCACCGUCUACAGCGAUGAUCACCGAAGGGACCAAACGCAAAAAACCUCCGACUUUUGGACACCUUCCAUUCAAUAGAGCCAAAAAACUAAAGCAGUCAUGGGUUGAGAGCACGAAGAUAAAGUCUCAGUGGAAAGCCCAGAAAAAGCGGGAAGGUGCUCUUCAACGGAAACCCGAAGUGCCUUCCAAUGGCGACCCACCCCCUGCACAUCUGGAAAAAUCUGAUGGAAGUGACCCAGAACAAUCGCACUCCAAGGAUCAAGGAUCUCACUCUAGCAGUCAUCCCGAGUGCAAGCAGCGACAAGUUCCAAAUAACUCAGCUGAUGGCGGGAUUUCACUUCGAGAACUCAGCAAACAAGCUUACUCACGCGAUUCCCUUCACACGUACAAGGCAAAUACUAGAAGACAUGAUAUAAAACCUUCUCGUGGUACCAAUCCGCAGAGAGGCAGCACCAGGGGAGGGCGCGGUGCUUCCUUUGGAGAUCGGGGGCAUGGGAAGGGCCAACCCAACAUGAAGUAUCGGAUGACGGCCAUGCUCGAAAAAAUCAAGCGCGAUUUUACUUGAAUGAGAUACAAUACACCCCGUUUAUCGUGGUGCGUACCUUGACGUUGGGU
This is a messenger RNA of Suillus discolor, 817 nucleotides long. RefSeq lists its product as uncharacterized. The coding region runs from base 219 to 767 and encodes 182 amino acids. NCBI's taxonomy places the organism in Eukaryota, Fungi, Basidiomycota, Agaricomycetes, Boletales, Suillaceae. The transcript has 2 exons. The record is from RefSeq and is a predicted model, not a curated record.